Messenger RNA from Phlebotomus papatasi, 1774 nucleotides. It is a transcript of the gene MetRS-m, whose product is annotated as methionine--tRNA ligase, mitochondrial. NCBI's taxonomy places the organism in Eukaryota, Metazoa, Arthropoda, Insecta, Diptera, Psychodidae. Bases 121 to 1743 code for a protein of 540 amino acids. The transcript has 3 exons. The record is from RefSeq and is a predicted model, not a curated record. Gene Ontology annotation, molecular function: ATP binding; methionine-tRNA ligase activity. Gene Ontology annotation, biological process: methionyl-tRNA aminoacylation.
AAUGCUCCCGCAUCAUUUAACAAUCAGCUGAUUAUUCUUGUGUAUUCCCCGGUGUUUAGUUUUAAUUUUCGUGCAAAAUUAAGUGAACAGAAGGUUCCUGGACCACAGAUCUCAGUGAAAAUGAUCUUGAGAAAAUUCUCAUCCAUUCCCGCCAAGCCCUUCUUCGUGACAACACCUAUUUUCUACGUAAAUGCAGCUCCUCACAUUGGGCAUCUCUACUCAGCUGUGAUUGCUGAUGCAAUCUUCCGCUUUGAGAAUCUCCUGAGGCCCAAUCCUGCCAAUAUCUUCACAACAGGAACGGAUGAGCAUGGAACCAAGAUUCAGCAGGCUGCUGCUCAGAAAUCCGUUCCUGUUGAGGAAUAUUGCAGGACAGUCUCAGAGGGAUACAGGAGUCUGUUUGCAGACAUGGGAGUAAAGCACACAGACUUCAUAAGGACGUCAGAAGUCAGGCAUUUUUCGGUCGUUGAGAGAUUCUGGUCAGAGCUCAAGAAGCGAGACUUGCUCUACACUGAGAAUUACUCAGGAUGGUACUGCAUCUCAGAUGAGACCUUCCUGACAGAGAGUCAGCUUAAGGAGGACGGUAAGGGAGGGAAAAUUUCUCUGGAGUCUGGGCAUCCUGCCGAGUGGACAGAGGAGUUGAACUAUAUGUUCAGACUGGGAAAGUUUCAGGAAGAAGUGGUGCGGUGGGCUUCCAGAGAGGGUUCUGUACGUCCGAAGAAAUUCCAAAAGAUCCUUUUGGACUCCUUGGAAGAGCCCCUGCCAGAUAUUUCUGUCUCUAGACCGGCUUCUCGGGUCCAUUGGGCGAUUCCCGUUCCUGGAGAUCCUUCUCAAACGAUAUACGUCUGGUUGGAUGCUCUUGUGAACUACCUGACUUGUUCUGGUUAUCCGGAAAAUGCGGCAUGGCCUCCGGAUGUCCAAGUGAUUGGGAAAGACAUCCUAAAGUUCCAUGGGAUCUACUGGCCAGCGUUUCUAAUAGCAAAUGACUUGGAACCUCCCAAGAGUCUCUUUGUUCACUCCCACUGGACUGUAGAUGGGCAGAAAAUGUCCAAGAGCAGGAGGAAUGUUGUAGAUCCGACAGAGAGGGCUUCUUUGUACACUUCCGAGGGACUUAGGUACUUCCUGCUGAGAGAAGGAGUCGCUCACAGUGAUGGAAACUACAGCGAUGUAAAGGUCUUCCGGUUCCUAAAUGCCGAACUGGCAGACACUCUGGGGAAUCUCCUGUCCAGAUGCUGCGCCAAAUCUCUCAAUCCCCAGCAGAUAUGGCCAGAAUUCGAUCCUGAAGUCUUCAGAGAACUCUUCGAGGUUGACGCUACAAAGAGGCUGAUUGAGUUACUUGAGAUGCUCCCCCAGAAAUCCUUCUCACACUUCCAGGAGGGUAGUUUCCACCUGGUUGUGGAUUCUGUGAUGAGUAGUCUUCAUGCUGGAAACAAUUUCUUCGAGACAAUGAAACCCUGGGAGCUGAAAAAGGGUUCAGAAGCCCAAAAGAAACGUCUCGAAGGGAUUCUCUGCUUAACAAUGGAAGCUCUGAGGAUUUGUGCGAUCAUCCUCCAGCCAAUCAUCCCCAAGAUGACAACUCAACUUCUGGACAAGCUUUUUAUCAAUCCUGGCCAAAGGCAGUGGCAGAACUGUGAGAGAUUCCUCUGGAAAAGCUCCCCAAGAGCCAAAGCAAACCUCUCAAACGGUUCUUCUGUUCUAUUCAAAAGACUUCAGCAAGAAAAAAGCCAGAAAAUUGCUCAAGGAUGAAAAUCAAUAAAGAACAAAGACUCUAAGAAAA